This is a messenger RNA of Anopheles maculipalpis, 1323 nucleotides long. RefSeq lists its product as uncharacterized. The coding region runs from base 1 to 1323 and encodes 440 amino acids. The transcript is spliced from 2 exons. The record is from RefSeq and is a predicted model, not a curated record. Lineage: Eukaryota; Metazoa; Arthropoda; Insecta; Diptera; Culicidae.
AUGGCAGAUCAGUCCAGUUCGACCCCUAGCACAGAAACCAAUGGACAUGGUGACACGGUAGCAAAUGGUGUUGAGGACCAAGUGCCCGAACUGCCAGAAUAUCUGUACGCGGCGCUUAACCAGCUAGCCCCGAAGGAAGGUUUCACCGAGGGUAACUAUUCGAUCGCGCUGGAUUUUGGUUCCAGCAAAGGCGAUGGGUUCGUGGGGCAGAUGUUCAAGGCCACCAUCAGUGAGGGGAAUAGAAGCGAAGUGUACUUGUGCAAAAUACCGCCACUGGAUGAUGAUCGUCGUGAGCAGUUCAGCUCGAUGACCGCAUUCGCUCGGGAGGUGCUGGUGUACGAUCGCUUCAUACCAACAAUCUACGAGUAUCAACGGCAGAAGGGUGUUCUUACCGAGGAGGAAGGUUUCUUCCAUACGCCACGAUGCUACUAUGCGCAUUGCGACGAAGUGGCACAAGAAUCGGUCAUCAUUAUGGAAGAUCUUCGAUUGCGUGACUUUCAACUGUGGAACAAGCAUAAGAUCAUCGAUUAUGAUCAUGCGGCACUGUUUAUGGAGCAUCUGGGCCGGCUGCAUGCGAUAUCGCUUGCAAUGAAGCGCGAUCGGCCGGAACAGUUCGAACAGUUUAAGCUACCGAACCCGUUCGAUCCGAUGCUGAAAGCGGAUGGUCCCUUCCGUAAUAUGAUCCUCUCACAGCUGCAAAUGGUUAUCGAUGCAUUGAACGAACAGGAUACGGUCGAGCGGGCCAAGAUGGAACAGUUGAAGGAGGAAGUGUUUGACGAGCUGUUACGAUGUGGCACAGCGGAACUAGCCGAACCGUACGCGGUUGUUGGGCAUGGCGAUUGCUGGACCAACAAUAUGAUGUUCCGAUAUGAGGAUGGCAAAGUGCGGGACAUUAUCUUUUUCGACUGGCAGGUGAUGCGAUACGUUACCCCGGUACAGGACAUUGUGUACUUCAUCUUCUGCUGCACGGAUGAGGAGUUUCGGCGCAAGUAUUACCACGAGAUGAUUGACAUCUACUAUCGAUCGUUAUCGACGAUGUUGGCAAAGUUGCAGCAUGACGUUGGGGAGGUUUUUCCCCGUUCGGUUUUCGAUGAGCAGUUGCGCGUGUUUGGUCGGUACGGUAUACUGAUGGGCAUGUUCUUGGUGCCGAUGAUGUGUACCCGUAACGAGGAACUGCCCGACAUUGAGGCGCUGGCCCACAAGAUGGCAGAAUCGCAGCAGUUGAAUGAAAGUUUCUUCAAGACAACCGAAUCGAAUCAGGAAGCGUACGAAACACGGAUCAGGGGAGUUGUGAAGGAUUGCAUACGGUUUGGAUAUUUUUGA